AUGGCAGCCAAUCAAAAGUCUAAUGAUUAUUAUAUUGGCGUGGACGUAGGGACCGGCUCUGCUCGAGCAGCCCUCGUAGCGUGUGAUGGUGAAAUCGUAGCUGAAUCAACUUACCCCACGACAACCUAUAGGGACGAUCAAAAUCAUGAUAUAUUUGAGCAAUCAACAGCUGAGAUCUGGAACUCAAUCGCCAAGGCCUGUAAAGAUUGCCUAAGGGACGCUCAAGUCGGCCCAGAACAAGUCAAAGGGAUCGGGUUCGAUGCGACCUGCUCAUUGGCAGUUUCCACCUUCGAAGGUGAACCGAUGUCGAUCACUCAAGAUGAGUGGGGGCCCGGAGAAUCGAAGAGGAACAUCAUCCUCUGGGCAGACCAUCGUGCACGCGAUGAAGCUAAUCUAAUCAAUUCAAGCGGCAGUCCAGUCUUGCAAUAUGUCGGAGGAACGAUGAGCCUAGAGAUGGAAAUACCUAAGGUGCUUUGGUUGAAAAGACAUAUGCCUGAACAUCUCUUCAAGCAAUCUAUGUUUUUCGACUUGCCCGAUUUCUUAACUUAUCGGGCAACUGGUAAUCUAGCCCGAUCCAACUGCUCAUUAGCUUGCAAGUGCUCUUACGUUCCUCCCGAGGUCGAGGGCCAUAAAGGUUGGAACGACGAUUUUUUUAGGAAGAUCGGACUACCCGAAUUUGUCGAAUCCGAUUUCAAACAAGUUGGCGGUUCCCCGGGCAAGCUGGGAUUAAUUCUGACUGCCGGACAACCAGUUGGUUCAGGACUUACGGCGAAAGCAGCCAACGAGCUCGGUUUGUUACCAAAUACGCCAGUUGGAUCGGGUGUGAUCGAUGCCUAUGCUGGAUGGAUUGGUGUUGUCGCUGCCAAGAUGGAAGGUGAAAAAGAUAGCGAUCUUGGGACCAGUCAGCAUCGACUAUGCGUGAGCGCUGGUACUAGCAGCUGUCAUAUUGUCCAGAGCCCAAAUCCGGUUUUCGUCCCCGGUGUUUGGGGACCUUACUUGCACGCCGUCUUCCCUGGAUAUUGGAUGAAUGAGGGCGGGCAAUCUUCGACUGGACAAUUGUUGGAUUUCAUUAUUGAUACCCAUCCCGCGGUCAACAAGGUCAAGGAGUUGGCGCAUGCAAAGGGCGUGAAUCAUUUUGUAUUUCUCAAUGACACUUUGAAGCAAGCCCAACAAGACAAAAAAGCGCCUUUCUUGACUUACCUAACCAAAGAUUAUUACUUAUAUCCGGAUCUACAUGGCAAUCGAUCUCCCUUGGCUGACAACGCUAUGAAGGGCAUGCUCAUCGGCAUGUCCCUCGAUAAGGGAGUGAUGGAUCUAGCAUUGCGGUACUUUAUCACAUGCGAAGCAAUCGCAUUACAGACUCGCCAAAUAGUUGACAAAAUGAACGACAAAGGUCACAAGAUCACCGCAAUCUUCAUGUCGGGCGGAUUGGUCAAAAAUGCGGUCUUGAUGCAAUUGAUAGCGAACAUAUGUAAUGUACCGAUUCAACUCCCAGCAUCACAUUCAGCUUCAGUUGUUUUGGGCUCAGCCAUGCUUGGAAAGGCCGCUUAUGUGUCCACUCAACUACACCAAUCCCAAGCAAUUUCCAAACAGGAGAUCGCUGAGGAAAGAGCUCAUCAAAUGAAAGAUAAAUUGUGGGAGAUCAUGGUUGGAAUGUCCAGGCCAGGUACAACGAUCAAACCGGAUUUGACCGAAAAAGAAAAGAAAUUGCUAGACGUCAAAUUCAAGAUAUUCAAUGAAUGCAUCGAUCUCCAACGAAAAUGGAGAAAGGACGUUCAAGAUGCUUUAAGUUAA
Molecule: messenger RNA, 1794 nt
Organism: Puccinia triticina
Lineage: Eukaryota; Fungi; Basidiomycota; Pucciniomycetes; Pucciniales; Pucciniaceae
Exons: 9
Coding region: 1-1794 (597 amino acids)
Biological process (GO): carbohydrate metabolic process
Molecular function (GO): kinase activity; phosphotransferase activity, alcohol group as acceptor
Source: RefSeq, a predicted model, not a curated record